Messenger RNA from Ectocarpus sp. CCAP 1310/34, 1331 nucleotides. The record is from the annotation of a GenBank genome assembly. Lineage: Eukaryota; Phaeophyceae; Ectocarpales; Ectocarpaceae.
CUUGGGCAACCAAGACUCCCUCACACGCACGGUGGAACACCGCGACAAACGCGCAUCGUAUCCCUGACCCCAGGAAACCACGCGAGAAGGCGGAUACAUCAACCAACAUAACCAACAACUGGACGGGAGAUGAGACGGCGACGCGGACGGCCGCCGGGUACAAACAUCGCAACCGCGGGACAUUGCUUGCCCGUCGCCGUCAACCACACGCAGGUGUGUCGCUCCAACGAGACUGCCAAGGCGGUCGAGUCCAUCGUGUAACGCAACAUGAGCAAGUACCACGGAAAGGACAACGUGCGUGACGCCGGCCACACCAAGACCACCUAGCGCUUUCUACGGUACACGACAGAACGUCUUCACGACAACUGGGCUACCUUGUCCAGAGUGCGAGUCUUGCGAAGUCGAAGGCCGUCGUUGAUGACCUAGCUAGGCAGACACAAGAGGCAAGAUCACGUCGUCAAGGCACUUCCAAGGCCGGAAAUGCCGGCCAAAAUAUAUUGAACUUGUACGUAGAAUUAGGUUCAUGCAGUCCGGGUUCCAACCAGAGUGUCGCGCUGUCUUUCUCAGGAAACAGGAAACAAGGGGGGGGGGAAGUCUGCAUUUAUGGCAUGUAUCAUUUGAAUAUGCGACGCCGUCGCACACUUUAGAAGCCCAACUUAGCAGCGCUUGGUGGGUCAGUCGUACAGAGUGGCGAGAGGUUCGCACAGCCGCAGGGUGGGUGUCGGCUGUUUUUUUUUUUUCUCCCAUCAUUGGACUCUGUCGUCUGCCCCUCUGGCCCCUAUCCUCCACUUCUACUAGCUAGACGACCCAACCGGGGUCACACAGGAGGGUAUGUACAGUACUGGAUGCAUUUUUUUUGUCCGGGUGAGUUAAGUUUCUGCAAGCAAGAAGCGCGUGUUUAUCGGCGUUCGUUGGGUAGGGUUUUUGUUUUGUACAGCCCUGCAACAGGACGCCACGGGCCGGUGAAGUAACCUCUUGAUAGUAAAUGGAACGGCGUCAUUGCGCAAUAAUGUCUGGGGCGGGGUUGUCGAGGGGGUUGUUCGGAAGACGCUGGAAACUCGUGGGGAGUGUCUCGUGAUUGAGGAGUAAUUGAAGCCUGUGCAUUGAUUUGGCAAUGAACCGGAUCGACCAUAUUAUUCUUGUUUGAGUGUGGGCACGUGUCCCGACAACUAGCUGAGUAAGGUCGUUCGUUCGUUACGAGUGAGUGCUGCUGUAUGCAUAGAAUGCUGGGGAAUAUAUAGGAGCGUGGUUCCGGCGUUCGCUUUCUCGGUCUUUUUAGUCCAACGGAGUAAUUUUCCAAGCGAUGGUUCCCGCAGUGCCUCGUUUUCAUC